AGUGCGCCGAACUUUCAUUUCAGUGACAUUACACGACCUCACGAUUCAUGAAAUCAGAUGGCUUCAGAACUUGUACUUUUGACCGGGGCUACCGGACUCAUAGGAUUCCGCGUCCUAGUCUUCUGCCUGCGCAAAGGCUAUAGAGUCCGGGUCGCCUUACGAACUCUUGACAAGAAGGCACGAAUCCUGAACGCACCUUCGGUCCGGGACCUUGGCUCGGAGACCAAUCUAACCUUUGUGGAAAUUCCGGACAUUUCCAUACCCGGAGCAUUUGAUGAGGCCCUCCAAGACGUCGACUACGUAAUUCAUGUUGCGGCCCCCAUCGUUUCGACAGUUCCCUCAUCGAUCGGGGCAGACCUAGCAAGGCAUUACUUCAAGGCCACAACGGACGCGGCGCUACAUCUGCUCUCCUCGGCAAAAGCACAUCACACAGUCAAACGCAUCAUCCUUACAAAUUCGCUUGCCGCACUCUUCGACUAUGCCACAGACACGGAUGAGACUAUCCACACCGAGUCGACAAGAGCCACGAACAUCCAACAACCCCCAUACAGUUCUCCGUUUGAAGCUUACACUGCCGCCAAAGUAAGCACACUGAACUUGACUGAACAAUGGGUGGAGUCAGAAAAGCCCUCGUUUGAUCUUGUGCACAUAGCACCGGGGCACGUCUUCGGCCCAAACGAGCUUGUUACCGACCCGGAGGAACUAUUGCAGACGGGGACAAAUCGCAUCAUUCUCCUGCCCGUCACUGGCAGAGCAUAUCCCAUGGAGGCAGGAGUAACUGCGCAUCUUGACGAUGUGGCCGAAGCGCACAUUCGUGCUUUAAACCCAGCAAUCCCUGGUAAUCGACUGUACAUAUUGAGCUCGGGAGGCGUGGCGGGAAUCAAGCUUGACGACUGCUUCGAGAUUGUAGCACGCAACUUCCCGGAGCACGUUGGCAGUACGUUGCCCAAUAAUGGGAGUCUGCCUUCGUACGUUUUCAAGGUGGAUGCGGGCGAGUCGGCUCGAAUUCUCGGGAUUAACUUCAUCCCGUAUGAGCAACAGGUCCGGGAUGUGGUGGGCUAUUAUCUCGAGUGUGUUCAACAUGUUCAACAGCAGCGGAGUUCGACAACUUCGGACUAG
Westerdykella ornata is the source of this 1119-nucleotide messenger RNA. Its product is annotated as NAD dependent epimerase/dehydratase. NCBI's taxonomy places the organism in Eukaryota, Fungi, Ascomycota, Dothideomycetes, Pleosporales, Sporormiaceae. The transcript has a single exon. The coding region runs from base 58 to 1119 and encodes 353 amino acids. The record is from RefSeq and is a predicted model, not a curated record. Gene Ontology annotation, molecular function: oxidoreductase activity, acting on the CH-OH group of donors, NAD or NADP as acceptor.